This is a messenger RNA of Penicillium brevicompactum, 1764 nucleotides long. Its product is annotated as sorting nexin 1. Gene Ontology annotation, molecular function: phosphatidylinositol binding. The record is from RefSeq and is a predicted model, not a curated record. Gene Ontology annotation, biological process: retrograde transport, endosome to Golgi; protein retention in Golgi apparatus. Lineage: Eukaryota; Fungi; Ascomycota; Eurotiomycetes; Eurotiales; Aspergillaceae. The transcript has 5 exons. The coding region runs from base 1 to 1764 and encodes 587 amino acids. Gene Ontology annotation, cellular component: endosome.
AUGGAUCUCGACUCUGGGGACUCCCCGUGGGGUGAUGAGCCCUCCCAGUUCAAGCCCAGUCAGGAUGCCCCCAAGCCAAGCGCUACAACAGAGGGUGGUAGGUUUCCUUCCGACCGAUUUGCUCCACAGCCCACUAAACGCACUCCCAUACAGAAGCCGCACCCCCCCGCGUCAGAGACAGCGCCCACUGUCCGCACACCCGGAAGACGAGGCCCUCGAGGUACUCGCAAGAUCAGUGCGCAAGCCACAAAACUCGAGUCUGUCGAUGAUUCCGUCGACCCUCUCGGCCCAUUGGGUGAAGUGCCCGCCGAGGCUGCUCCGACACCCGCAGACGAGGCACCAGCACCACCCCAAAAGGAACCCUUCGCCGGACGCGCGCAAUCGCUUUCAUCCCCGCAGACCCCGAGUGGGACAGGAGACUCGGCCAAUGUGGAUGAGGACACUGCAGGCUUCCGCGGCCCUCCGCCUGUCCAGCCACCAGUGGAAACGGAUGGACCGAAACGACAGACGCAGCCUAGCAUGAGUGUUGAACAGGCUGCGAAGCCCACGUUCCAAAUCUACGUUGGAGAUCCGCACAAAGUGGGCGAUCUGACCAGCAGUCACAUCGUCUAUCAAGUUUCGACCAAGACCUCAUCUAAAGCCUACCGCAACCCAGAAUUCACAGUCACCCGUAGAUACCGCGACUUCCUCUGGCUCUACAACUCUCUACAUGCCAGCAACCCUGGUGUGGUUGUUGCGCCUCCGCCCGAGAAGCAAGCCAUGGGCCGCUUUGAUACUAACUUUGUGGAAUCAAGGAGGGCUGCUUUGGAGCGAAUGCUUAACAAAAUUGCCGGUCAUCCCAUCCUUCAACAUGAUGGAGAUGUGAAGAUUUUCCUUGAAAGCGAGGCGUUCAACGUGGAUGUCAAGAAUAAGGAGAACCGCGAGCCCGAUAUUGGUCCAAGCAAGGGAAUGCUGAGCUCCUUUGGUAUCUCUGUUGGUGGAGGUAGCAAGUUCGUGGAGCAUGACGAUUGGUUCCAUGACCGUAAGGUCUACCUUGAUGCUCUCGAAAAUCAGCUCAAGGCCUUAAUGAAAUCCAUGGACACUGUGGUACUACAGCGUAAGGGACUCGCCGACGCGGCAGGCGACUUUUCAAGCUCGCUACACGCCUUGUCUGCUGUCGAACUAUCUCCUGCUCUUUCGUCUCCUCUGGAAGGACUUUCCGAGCUUCAACUUCGCAUCCGUGAACUCUAUGAUCGACAGGCACAGCAGGAUGUCCUAACCCUUGGAAUCACGAUUGAUGAAUAUAUCCGCUUAAUUGGAAGUGUCAAGAUGGCAUUCACCCAACGACAAAAGGCCUUCCACACUUGGCAUGCGGCUGAAUCCGACCUUCAGAAGCGCAAGAACACGCAAGAUAAGUUGCUUCGCCAAGGCAAGACCCAGCAAGACCGCCUGAAUCAGGUCAAUGCCGAUGUCGCAGACGCAGAGCGCAAGGUUCACCAGACACGACUGCUGUUCGAAGACAUGGGCAGACUUAUGCGAAACGAGCUCCAACGCUUUGAGAAGGAGAAGGUCGAAGACUUCAAGUCGGGUGUUGAGACAUUCCUCGAAAGUGCAGUUGAGGCUCAGAAAGAGUUGAUCGAACUUUGGGAGACAUUCCUCCUGCGCCUGGAUGCUGGCGAAGAGGGCCUGCCAUACUAUGUGCCUCCAUCUGAAGUGACUGAUGCGCCUACUGAACCCACCGAGGCAGUCUCUGAAUCAACGCCUCUUGUUGCAGAGGAUGCUUAA